This is a messenger RNA of Oryzias melastigma (Indian medaka), 3791 nucleotides long. It is a transcript of the gene clcn5a, whose product is annotated as chloride channel, voltage-sensitive 5a. The coding region runs from base 677 to 3124 and encodes 815 amino acids. Gene Ontology annotation, biological process: transmembrane transport; chloride transport. NCBI's taxonomy places the organism in Eukaryota, Metazoa, Chordata, Actinopteri, Beloniformes, Adrianichthyidae. The record is from RefSeq and is a predicted model, not a curated record. Gene Ontology annotation, cellular component: early endosome; Golgi apparatus; membrane. The transcript has 17 exons. Gene Ontology annotation, molecular function: voltage-gated chloride channel activity.
GCACUAACAACUUCUAGUGUAGUUUAGCAUUUGGUCUGUGAUGUUUUUUGCUACAAGGAAAUGAAGAAAGAAGCGACUUUUUAUUUGGAACACUAACGCUGGGAAAACGACAAAGUGAGACAGCUUAACCGGAAGUAUGUUUUUCUGACUAAAAAAUAAAACUACAGACUUUCACUUAAAAUAAAUAAAUAAAAUAAAUAUUUUUUCAAUAAAUAAAAAAAUAUGAAAAUGUACUUCAUUCAAAACUUAAAUUUAUAAGUAAAAAAAUAAAAUCCCCAAAUGUUCACUUAAAAACAUUGUCUCCGGUAAAGAGGAUGUUACCGGAAGUGAUGGGUUACUUGUCGCUAGCAAAACAAGCGUCUUUAAAUAUAGCAGAUUAAACAAAAACGGUGGUAUAAAUACGCGUGAUAACACAGUUUGGCGGCUUUUAAUUCGCUUUUUUUCAACAAUUACUGUUUUUCGUGUUUGGACUUUCAUGGAAAACAGCUGCUUUCUGUCCGGAUAAUGGCGCUGAAUUCGCACGUAGCCGUUAAGUUUACAUCGGCUCCUGCUGCUGACAUAAGCGGGUCCCGCUGAAGACGACGGCGGCGGCGGCGGCGGCGGCGGCGGGGCAAAUCUAAGUCACAAGACUUCCUGGAGCUGAGCGGUUGUUGUCUUCUGUACAGGGUCCAGGUCCAUGGAGAACCCCGGGUAUCGAACCGGGAGCUUUGAUGCCCUCCAUCACCCCAGUGAUGAUGAUGACGACGAGAUGGUGGACAUCGCAGGUGCCACGCUGGACUUCUCCACCACAGACGACAUCCCUCCUCUGGGUUCAGCAGGGUUUGAGGACUACAGCAGCAGAAGAGCCAGUGCCAACGGGGUUGGCCCAAGAAAUUUAGUGGAUCCACUGGAAGAGCCGGUGCCCGGACUGGGAACAUAUGAAGACUUCAACACUAUAGACUGGGUCAGAGAGAAGAGCAAAGACCGGGACAGGCACAGAGAGAUCACCAAUAAGAGCAGAGAGUCCACUGUGGCGCUGCUGCACAGAAUUAGUGAUGCCUUCUCCGGAUGGCUGCUCAUGCUGCUUGUUGGACUCAUGGCAGGAGCUUUAGCCGGUGGGAUCGACAUCGCAGCACAUUGGAUGACCGACCUGAAAGGGGGGGUGUGUCUCGUCGGCUUCUGGUUCAACCACGAGCACUGCUGCUGGACGUAUAACGAAACAUUCCAGGAGCGGGACCGCUGUCCACAGUGGAAGAGCUGGUCUGAACUGAUCACAGGAACGUCAGAGGGUGCGUUUGCGUACAUAAUGGACUACCUGAUGUACCUAUUCUGGGCGUUGCUCUUCUCUUUCUUGGCGGUGACGCUGGUCAGAGCUUUUGCACCGUAUGCAUGUGGCUCAGGAAUACCAGAGAUUAAAACCAUCCUCAGUGGCUUCAUCAUUCGGGGUUACCUGGGGAAGUGGACGCUGAUCAUCAAGACCAUCACUCUGGUUUUAGCCGUCUCCUCUGGGCUUAGCUUGGGAAAGGAGGGCCCUCUGGUCCACGUGGCGUGUUGCUGUGCCAACAUCCUGUGUCACCUGUUCACCAAGUACCGCAAGAAUGAGGCCAAACGCCGCGAGGUUUUAUCAGCGGCUGCAGCAGUGGGAGUGUCUGUGGCGUUCGGCGCUCCUAUAGGAGGAGUCCUGUUCAGUUUAGAAGAGGUGAGUUAUUACUUCCCCUUGAAGACGCUGUGGCGUUCCUUCUUCGCCGCGCUGGUGGCAGCCUUCACUCUGCGCUCCAUCAACCCGUUCGGGAACAGCCGCUUAGUCUUGUUCUACGUGGAGUUUCACGCUCCCUGGCAUCUGGUGGAGCUGGCUCCUUUCAUCCUGCUGGGGAUAUUUGGAGGCCUCUGGGGGGCGCUGUUUAUCAGGGCUAACAUCGCCUGGUGCAGAAUACGGAAAACCACUCGGCUGGGUCACUAUCCCAUCAUCGAGGUGCUGCUCGUGGCUGCAUUAACUGCUCUGGUUUCAUACCCAAACAGCUACACGAGGAUGAGCGGCUCCGAGCUCAUCUCAGAGCUCUUCAACGACUGCUCUCUGCUGGACUCCUCUCAGCUGUGUGGCUACGAGCAGCCGGCAAACAUGUCAGAAACCGGAGUAGGAAACAGCCUCGCUGACCGGCCCGCCGGCCCAGAGCUCUACACGGCUCUGUGGCAGCUGGCUCUGGCGCUCAUCUUCAAGAUGAUGAUCACCGUCAUCACCUUUGGCAUGAAGGUUCCAUCGGGUCUCUUCAUCCCCAGCAUGGCUGUUGGCGCCAUCGCAGGCAGGCUGCUGGGCGUGGGUAUGGAGCAGCUGGCCUACUACAACCACGACUCGAUCAUCUUCAGGGGGUGGUGCUCCCCAGGAGCCGACUGCAUCACUCCAGGGCUUUACGCAAUGGUUGGAGCAGCUGCAUGUUUAGGGGGCGUCACCCGGAUGACGGUGUCCCUGGUCGUCAUCAUGUUCGAACUGACUGGUGGCCUAGAGUACAUCGUUCCUCUGAUGGCUGCCACCAUGACCAGCAAAUGGGUGGCCGACGCCUUUGGGAGAGAAGGAAUCUAUGAGGCUCACAUCAGGCUGAACGGAUACCCGUUUUUGGAGCCAAAGGAAGAGUUUGACCAUAACAGCCUGGCUGUGGAUGUGAUGAGGCCCCGGAGAGGAGACCCCGCGUUGGCAGUGCUAACUCAGGAGGGCAUGACCGUCGGGGAGGUGGAGAGCUUGAUCGAGAGCACUCACUUCAGUGGCUUCCCUGUGGUCCUUUCCCAGGAGUCCCAAAGGCUGGUGGGAUUUGUCCUCCGAAGGGACUUGCUCAUAUCCAUCGACAACGCCCGAAAGCGUCAGGACGGAGUCGUCAGCGCCUCCCAGGUGGUAUUUACUGAGCACCUCCCGUCUCUUCCUCCUGAUGCUCCGCCUCCACUGAACCUCAGAGGCAUCAUGGACCUCAGCCCCUUCACCGUUACAGACCACACCCCCAUCGACAUCACUGUGGAUAUCUUCAGGAAACUGGGUCUACGCCAGUGUCUAGUUACACAUAACGGGAAGCUGCUGGGAAUCAUCACCAAAAAGGACGUGCUCAAACACAUGGCACAGAUCGCCAACAGAGACCCCGACUCCAUCCUCUUCAACUGAGCAUCAUCCUGGUCAGAAGAAGAAACGAGCUUUACCUCAUCCAACCUCGUGAAAGCACAGACACUUGAUCUUCAUUUGCACAAAUGAACUACGGACAAAGGAAUUUGUCAGUAAUUUGGAGACAUUUUUGACUCCAUAAUGAAGCACCACUCCAAAAACAAAGCAAUGCAUAAACAGAGACGUGUUCAGGUUAUUGAAGGAAAGAAGCUUAAAUGAAGAGUAUUUCACAUUUUAUUUUGCCAUUUGUUUCCUUUUUUCCCUAAAGCUAUUUGAAUAGUUGUUGCCAUCAGCGAUCCAACCUUUAUUUAGCUUCUCCUGAACACUUGAGACUAACAGGAAGCAAGAGAAGAUGACAUGCUUCGACAAAGGGAAGGAGGAGAAAAUACAGAGCCCCCAAAGCAGGCCCUAGUGGCUCUGACGCAAAGGAUCCUGGGUAAGGUGGUCUGCACAAGUGUGCCAGGAGCAGUCUGGGAACUCCCCAUUCCUGCCUCGUCUUGUAGACGCUUAAAAAAAAGAAAAGAAGUCUGGGAACCGAGCCGUAUUUUUGGGCCGCUCAGACUGGCGGUAGUGAUCACUUUCCAGGAGUUUGUGGCUGCUGGAAGAAAGAAUCGCACAAAUUAUUUAUGUAAAUGUGAAAUUAUUUGUCUUAGUAAAUUAUUCCACCGGA